Toxorhynchites rutilus septentrionalis is the source of this 931-nucleotide messenger RNA. RefSeq names its product actin maturation protease-like. The record is from RefSeq and is a predicted model, not a curated record. Lineage: Eukaryota; Metazoa; Arthropoda; Insecta; Diptera; Culicidae. The coding region runs from base 266 to 823 and encodes 185 amino acids. The transcript has a single exon.
CAGUUGCCCUUUUUACGUCCAGUCCCUGCUCGUGUUGAACUUACAUUUCUCUCUGUAAACCCCUUCUAUCCGUAUCAUCAACAAUUUAAAUCUAAAUGUCCAAUCAUCCACAUCCGCCACCACCACCUCCAAGGAUACAUUUUGCACCUACGACGAAAACAACAGAGACGACGAUCAAACAGCCUUUGGUCGAAUUAAAAUGUGAUUUAGUCAAUAAUAAUUCCAAUAUAAUCCAACGUCAGCCACUGACAUUCAACACAUCAGCAUGUUCUUCGAGGGAUCCCCAUCGGCGAAAACGUUCCUAGAGAUGGCCAUAGCAAAAGGAUACUCUAACAAUGGAGAGAUGUUUAGUGCGCAACAGUUAAACGAUUUAUUUUCCAUUGGUUUGGAGGAUAACCGUCAUCUGGAGGAAUAUAAACCAGUCAUCCACACGCUAGUGGGAGGAAGCAUGGAUGAACCGACCGUAAAAAUAAAAUUACGACUUGGAUCAAUAUUCUUGGUGCCAUAUGAUCCCGACCGGAAUCACACUCCAUGCCUCAACCGAGGUCACAAGGCUCAUUGGGCGUUAAUUACUGGUUAUCUAAUUGAUCAAUUUGAUGAUUACUACGUUUUCGCACGACAUGCUAAAACACGAAACCUUGCCUUAUGGUCCCUUCGUGAUUUAGCUCUUAGCAAUGCCAAUCUAGUCGAGUUUUGCCAACCGAAUGGCUACCCAAAUGAAGUGUUCAUUUUACCGCAGGGUGGAAUUGGUGGUUACAAUGGUCUCCGUUGUAAAUUCAUAAUGAUCGAGCACUACAAAGCGAAGGAUGAAAUAGCAUUAUAGAAACCAGCGUAAAUAAAUAAACGUUUGAUGGAAAUCGUACGCAUAAACGUUAAGAGUAUCGCGUACUGUAUAUUUUGGUUUCAACAAAUUUUAACAAAUUUUCAGUUU